GUACAAGUCUAUGUAAUAAACUCGCAACACUUCCCCUUCCGCCAACUCUAGAUCUAGAAUCUACUUCCAAAGCCAGUGAAAACCUUUGACUUCAACAAUCCACAAUCAGAAACCGAUUCCUCAUGCAAACCACAGCCGUUCUAAGCUCCGCACAAUGUCAAAAUCUGCAGCGGCACAAGCUGGCCAAAAAGUGACCAAGAAAGAUUCCAAGCGGGGGUCCAUGGGAUCCUUCUCCGGGUCCCUCAAUAAAGCGAAGGCAGGUUCUAGUGCUGCCCUGAAGAGGCCCUCCGUCACCAGCGGCCGCCGUAUGAAAAUUAUGAAAAAGGCGAAAGCAUUGCAUCCUUUAGAGCUGCUUUUUGGAGAGGUGUUGACGAAAUCAGGCGGUGUCAAGACGAACCCAAAAACGUUGGCAGUCGAUGAAGGGGUUCUUGGAAUCUACUUCUCGGCUAACUGGUGUCCGCCAUGCCACACAUUCACGCCACUUCUGAUGCUGCUCUACGACGAGAUGAAGAAGAAAGGCCAGAAGUUCGAGGUCGUGUUCGUCAGUUUCGACAUGCAAGAGCAAGCCUUCGAGCAAUAUUCUUCCAAAAUGCCCUGGUGGUCAAUGGAUUUCAGCGACUCCGAUAAAAGAGAGGAAGUGGCCUGUAAAUUUAGCAUAAGGGGAAUCCCCGUGCUGCUUUUCCUGGACCCCAAAACUCUUGACGUCAUCGCAAAGAACGGUAGGGAGAUCGUCAUGGCGGACCCUAGGGGGAAAUAUUUUCCCUGGAAAUCCUUGCCAGACCUCGAAACCCUCAAGUCACGUUACACACCCAUCCCAUCCCUGAGGGAGGAGGUCGACAAAGAGGAAGAAAGGAAAGCAGAAGAAGAAAGAGGGGAAGAAAGAGCAGAAACGGGAGAGGAAGAAGAUGGAGAAAGAGGAGGAGGCAAAGAGCAGAAAGAGGAAUCUGAUGACGUAGAGCAGCAAGCAGACGAACAAGCUGCGUCGUCAGAUGAGACGGCAGGAGAAGUGCCACCAGUAACAGACGACCAGGCACAGGACGGCAGAGACGCAGUGGAACCGACACAAAAAGCUAAAGAGGAAGGGCCCAAGGAUCCUCUCCUCGAGUCUGAAGAGCCAGGGGCGUCUCCAGCAGCAGGCGCCAUGAACCCUCAUCACUCUUCCAAAACUCAAAAUAACAGUAAUAACAGUAAACAGGUUCACAGCAACUCUUAGCUUGGGAAUGUAUAGGACUCAGAAGAGAUUGCCCUUGAUUGGCAUAAGAUAAUAUAAUCAUAUUCGUGGUAUAAUAAAGAAAAGAUAAGAAUGAAAUUCAAUUUUAGCAAAGAACUCAAGCGUAUGUGUGUUAUUUUCAGCUGUCCGAAUUCAUACAUUUUAGUAAUGUUUCGUAGAAAUAAAACGAAGGAUCGUAAUAGCUUAGCUGAAGAGUUUUAAUAAAAAAUACCUCAAUGAGUUCCAUACCAAAGUAAGAGGACUAAAAGUAGCGAAAGGCUAUGUUCGGUCAGGUUUUCUAUUCAGCUACGAGUGCUGGACAACUACCAAAGACAGUGAAAAUAAAAUAGAAGCAGCAGAAAUGUGUUUUUGGGGGAAACCGUCGAGAAUUUCGUGGGAGUAAAAAAAAAUCAAAGUUAAACCGAAAGAAGCCCACAAGAGCCGCUCACUACUAAGAGACAAAAGCAAUUUCUAGGGCACUUAAAUUGACAUAAAGGCCUUAAGCAUGUAACUCUCAUUGGGAAAGUAGAAAUCAGAUGAGGUAGGGGAAGACCCACAGCAACUUGCUAGGAAAGUCCUAACAGAUGGGUGACGCAGAGACCAGGAUAAAGCAGCUGAGCAAAGAAAUGAAUGGCAAACCAUGAUCACAACAAUGAAAUGAAAAUUUAGAGAGUCACAUUUUCGUAAAGCCUACUUACUUUACAUAACUUCAGGACACCUGGAAGUGAGAAAUAAAAAAAUUUCAAACAUGAAACAGGAAGACUUCAAAUGUUCCUAGUCUAGAUUUUUGGUCUUUUCUAGCAUGUCUUAAAAGAAGCUAGUCCUUUUUCUCACUGGUAUGAUCUUUAUUGCUUUUCAAGAAAAUUUACACAUUAAAACAGUUUUAUGAAGUACAAACACGAAAAUAUUUUCAAGCCAAAAAAAA
Molecule: messenger RNA, 2135 nt
Organism: Aplysia californica (California sea hare)
Lineage: Eukaryota; Metazoa; Mollusca; Gastropoda; Aplysiida; Aplysiidae
Exons: 3
Coding region: 155-1213 (352 amino acids)
Source: RefSeq, a predicted model, not a curated record